AUGGGGGCGCUUUUUCCCUUAGUUGGGGCGAUGAAGCUGAUGCAGGAAUCCAACAGCACCAUUUUGGAGGCUGUGAAUGUGUCGCUUGCAACCGACGCCACGGAGAUCCAGGAGGGCGUGAAGAGUGCUUUGAUUGCUCGCUCACGAAGCUUUGCGCACGAGGGCGACACGUCGCGAGAUCAAAGCCUUGAUGCUGUUGUGUCCGCGAAGAUCUUUCACGACAUCGCUGAUGGCGUGGUUUCCGCGGCCGACACGCUGGCAUCCGCAGGCUUGACAGUGGGCACUGCGGCCGCGAACGCCGCGAUGGUGGUCGGGAAACACGUCAUCAAGGCUGCAGACCUGAAGCUGCCGAUGUUGGACUGGUCCAUCCGGCAAGCGGCAGAUCAGAUUGGGAGUACGGCCGUUGGUGUCGGCUUCGACUUGGCAAGUGCCGGCGAGUUUGUGGCAGAUGCUUCGGCCGACUUGGCCGGGGCUGCACUGGAGCAAGCAAAGCAAGCGGCAAAGGCGGGGGAGAAGGUGGCGGGCGAGAUGGGGCGCGCCAUCGCGGAGAAGGCUGCUGCGCUGGGCUCCGACAUCGAGAAGCUCGGGCCCCUCGCUGCAGGCCUCGCUGCCGAAGCCUGGUCGCACAUAAAGGACUUCGUCCUUUGCGUGGCGCAGAAGACGAACCUGCUCUGCCGCUUGCUGAUCGGCAACACUUGCGACUGCAGCGCCGGAAGCCGCGUCGAGGUUGGUUCCAGCAGCUUGACAGUGAAGUGCGUUUUUCGGAAGGGUGGGGAGCUUUCGAUGGGCUACGGGACCGAAGCUAAAUCCGGAGAGCUUUUUGGCAAGAAGAAGAAGGACGGGCGGCUGACCAUGCCUGGAAGAACCUUCAGUCAGCCAAACAAGCCAAAGGGCCAGCACUUGAGGAAACGGAGGGCACUCAAAUCCCAGACCUCCCGUGCGCCCUCGGGUUCCUGUGAGACGAGUCUGGACAUGGGCUUGGAUGCCACGGUGCAAUCGGAGCUUGCCCUUGAGACGGUCGUGAAUACCAACGGGAACACCCAGGCCACCAUCUCCGGCCUGAUCCGCGCCUCCAUCACUGGGCUCGUGAAGGCGCAGGGCAGCUGCGCGCUGACUGCCGAGAAGCGCUUCCCCAAGCUGCCCAAGAAGAAGGUGGUUUGCGUGAAAGCCUUCUGCAUCAUGUUCAUGCUUCAGUUCGUUGCGGAGCUGGAGAUGAAUGGCAUCCUCACUGGCACCGUCGAGGUGGGAGCCUAUGUGGAUUUUGACAUCGCAGGGACGGUCACCGUCGACAAGUCGGGCAAUGCCAACGUGAACUUCAAGAGCCCGUCGAUCCAUCAUCAGGACGGCUUCGCGAUCGGGGCGAGCGCUUUUGCCUCCAUCCGCGUGGGAGCCGGACCGCUCAUCACGGUGUUUCCGAUGCCAGGGGUGCCCAUCAACUUCAAUCCGAUGUUCCACGCCGAAGUCCGGGCCCAGGGCACCCUCAAGUUCGGAUCGGGCAUCUCCCUCCUCCAGGACAACAAAACCCUCCUCGAGGACUCCCACCAGGUGGUCAUCGCUUCGAACCAGAGCUCGACGCAGGCGACCACGCUGGAGAUGUGCGGUGCAGCCGCCGUGAACAUCUAUGCCGACACCGACAUCACGGCCUUCGCGCUGCCGCUGGCGUUCCGGGUCAUGUUCUCGACGGACUGGAUCAUGAAGGCGAUCACCCAGGCCAUCCUCGAAGGAAAGCUGGCCCUGCUCGAUAUGAUGACCGCCGGAGUACUCUCCUGCGUCCCAGGAUCGGCUGUUGCGAAGAACUUUGUGACGGAGGUUGCCAGCAAGGCGACGUCCGCGGUUACGUCGAUGAUUCCGAGCCUGAGCCUUGAUUUUGGCUUCGACGUCUCUCAGCUGAUGCUCCAGAAGAUGUACUGUGUCGAAGUCUACAAGACACCGGGCUUCGACUCUGCUCCCUGUGCAGCAGAGCUUGGAUGCAAGCACGCUGGGAGGUUGCCCUCCGGCUCCUUGGAGUCCGGCGUGGAUAUCGUCCCAGUCCAGGAGACCGUCCAGAAAACCGCAGCGGCACCAGCAUGCCAUGAUCUCCCGAUGGGCGAUCACUUCAUCCAGCUUGGGAACUGGCGUCUGGCCGCCAUGGACGCAAACCACUUCAGCCUCUCGCAUGUGGAUGGUAAGACAAUGCAGAUCUGGCGCAACGAUGGCCAUCUGUUUCCGGGGCCCCACACUACCUGGGGUUCUUGGCACAGGCCGAUUGGGGAGCCCAAAGGAAUCUCUUUCGGCUUCCAGUUUAUCCAGAUCGGCAAUUUCCGGCUCGGGGCUGCAGACGACGAGCACCUCUCAGUUUCGCACGUCUCAGGGAAGACCAUCGAGAUAUUCAAGUUCGAUGGCUACCUGGACUCGAACCGGCACGAUUACGGGACAUAUGACCGACGUGAAGGGCCUCCGGCUGCCAUCAGCUUUGGAGACCGGUUCCUGCAGCUGGGCAAGUUCCGCCUGGGAGAUGUCGAUGGCGUCCACUUCAUCAUCACUCAUCCAACACAUCGUAUAGGGAUCCAAGUGUACUCGCCCGAGGGCCUCUGGCCACACACGGGCACACACUUCACUCACUUGAUAGAGCACCGGAAACCGGCCGAUUGGACCUGCAAGGACAUUGGCGAAAUGGUCUUUGGGCCCUGCAAGCCACAUGCUGCACGCUGGGGAGAUCGCUUCAUUCAGCUUGGGGAUUGGCGCUUGGCGGCCAUCGAUGAGAACCACUUCAGCAUCUCGCACAGGAGCGGCAAGUCGGCCCAGAUCUUCCGCAGCGACGGCACGCUGCACCCCGGACCUCGCUGGGACUGGGGCUCAUGGGACAGGCCGAUCGGAUUUCCAGGUGGCAUUGCCUUUGGGGAUCGGUUCAUCCAGCUCGGGAACUGGCGCGUAGCAGCCGUGCACGACCAUGUGCUCAGCAUCUCUGCCAAGGGCGGGAAGACCGCGCAAAUCUUCGGCCACAUAGCUACCGGUUGGUUGAAGUAUGAUUGGACUUCAAAGGCUGGACCCAUGGACGACUUCAGUGCCUGGGCCCUUCCUACGGGGACUCCAGCAGGUGUCACCUUCGGGGAUCGCUUCCUACAGCUCGGCAACUUCCGGAUUGGGGCGGAUGGUGUUUACAAUCAUUUGAUUUUGGCACAUGGUGCUCACACGCUCCAAUACUACACAUCGGCCGGUUCUGUGAGGACGGAGAAUUGGUAUGGCUCCCAUAUCAGCCAUCGGUAUCCGCAGUGGCAUUGUGGCGACAUCCAGACGGUCAUCGGUGCGUGCCCUGGAAUCAUCGCCGGUCAGGAUUUCCUGCAACUGGGAGAUUGGCGCCUGGGGGCUAUGGACAACAACCACUUCUCCAUUGCACACAUCUCAGGAGGGGUGUCUCAAAUCUACUACGCCCCCGAGGGAAAGGCCCUUGCCGGAUGGAAGACGUCGACCUGGGGAGCCUGGGGCCGCGAGACCAAGAAGACCAACCUGAUCAUUGGCGAUCGGUUUAUUCAGUUUGGCCAAUUUCGGGUGGGUGAGGUGGAUGCCACCCACUUCUCCGUCUCCCACAGCAACGGCUAUACUAUGCAGAUCUUCCGCAGCGACGGCACCUUGCAUCCCGGCCCCCGCCGCGACUUUGGCUUGUGGGGUCGCGAUGCGAGCACACCUUCGGGUGUGACCUUUGGCGAUCGCUUUGUGCAAAUCGGCCACUUCCGGAUCGGCGACAUCGAUUCAAGCCACCUCUCUGUGGCUCACGUGGAUGGUCAGACGGUGCAGAUCUUCCACAAGGACAGCUGGACGAAUCAUGGGCCGGGGCGCACGGAUUGGACGACCUUCGGCCGGUCGUUGUCACAGUGCAGGAUCAUGUAA
Symbiodinium natans is the source of this 3867-nucleotide messenger RNA. The record is from the annotation of a GenBank genome assembly. Lineage: Eukaryota; Dinophyceae; Suessiales; Symbiodiniaceae.